Messenger RNA from Fusarium subglutinans, 282 nucleotides. Its product is annotated as pre-mrna splicing factor. Lineage: Eukaryota; Fungi; Ascomycota; Sordariomycetes; Hypocreales; Nectriaceae. The transcript is spliced from 2 exons. The coding region runs from base 1 to 282 and encodes 93 amino acids. The record is from RefSeq and is a predicted model, not a curated record.
AUGUGCGGUGGGAAAUACAAGCGCGAGACUGGAUGGCCUUUUGCCGCUGGCAUGUUGACCUUUAUUUCUGUUAUGGAAUUUGUGGCCAUUUCUAUCGUGGCGUAUCUUUAUGAUCAUGAUGAUCAGUUUAACAUUCCUGGUUGGUCGCUCGAUACGUCGUUCUAUCUCAGCACCACCGCGGCGGUUAUUUGUCUUCUGACUGCCACUGGUAUUACUUUCUCCGCGUACCUUCUUCCUCCCGAGGAGGGAUAUGAUUUCUUGUCGGACCCUCUCGAUGCUUAG